This is a messenger RNA of Malaclemys terrapin pileata, 3382 nucleotides long. RefSeq names its product hyaluronan binding protein 2 (gene HABP2). The transcript has 13 exons. The coding region runs from base 58 to 1755 and encodes 565 amino acids. Lineage: Eukaryota; Metazoa; Chordata; Testudines; Emydidae. Gene Ontology annotation, biological process: proteolysis. The record is from RefSeq and is a predicted model, not a curated record. Gene Ontology annotation, molecular function: calcium ion binding; serine-type endopeptidase activity.
GAAAAAAACAUAGUCAACAAAUGCAAGAUUAUUUGUAGGAAAAUUUAGUUUGUGAGGAUGGUCAAUGGCGCUGUAUCCCUUUGGGUUCUUCCUCUGAUCCUAUUCCUGGGGAAUGCACCUUUCUGUCUUUCCAGCCUCUUCUCUUCACUAGUUGACUUGCAGACAGACAGGACAGAUUACUAUGAAUACAGUGAUGAGUAUAUCCCGCCAGAAGAGAACACCGCCGCCACAGACAGAGAAUAUCUCACAUAUCCCGACUGGUUCUACGAAUACUUUGGCUACAACGAUCCAUGCUCGUCCAAGCCUUGCAAGAAUAACGGGGAGUGCAAAAGAAACAGACAUCGCUACAGCUGCCUCUGCCCUAUGCCCUAUGCGGGGACUAGGUGUGAGAAAGUGAAAAACGUGUGUGAAAGGAAUAGCUGUAGUAAAGGAGACUGCCUUAUAUUGCUAAUGCCACCUUAUUCUCAGUGCACUUGUAGACAUCCAUACAAGCCACCAUACUGCAACAAAGUGUCUUCAGCUUGCAAACCAAACCCAUGUAAAAAUGGAGGCGUCUGUCUACAGCAGAGAAUCAGAUCAAAAUUCUCCUGCCAGUGUGCUGAACCCUUCAGAGGGAGGUUCUGUGAAAUAGGACCAGAGGACUGUUAUGAACAGGAUGGCCAUGAAUACAGAGGGAAAGUGAGUCAAACAAGGGCUGGAGAGACAUGCCUUCAUUGGAAUUCUAACCUGCUCUUGGACGAGAGUUAUAAUGCAUUUAUGGAGGAUGCUGAGUAUUAUGGCAUCGGUGAACAUAACUUCUGCAGGAAUCCAGACGGUGAUGUAAAACCCUGGUGCUUCAUCAAAACAGAUAACAAGGUGAAAUGGGACUCCUGUGAUGUUUCACCCUGCUCAGCAACAGAAAAUAUUCCAGCGACUACAGUCACCCCAGCUGUUCUUCCUGUAGUGGGUAAGACAUUCAAUACGUGUGGACAGCCAGAGGCUGAGAGAACGCUCAAAAGGAUUUAUGGUGGGGCCAAGACCAUGUCUGGCAAACAUCCCUGGAUGGCAUCUCUGCAGAGCAAGCGUCCAUUGAGGCCCUCUAUGCCAAAGGGACACUUCUGUGGAGGAGUGCUGAUUAAACCAUGCUGGGUUCUCACUGCUGGACACUGCAUUCAAUUUCAAGCAGACAACAUGCAAGUGUCCCUUGGAAAGCAAGACCUGGAGAGGACAGAGUACCAUGAACAAAAAUUUGAUGUGGAGAAGAUAAUUCGACAUGGACAUUACAAAGAAUGGAACGAUAUUCCAUUCAAUGAUAUCGCUUUGCUUAAGCUGAAGCCAGUUGAUGGCCAUUGUGCUCUAGAAACGAAAUACGUAAAAACAGUGUGUUUGCCCAAUGCUCCAUUUCCUGAUGGGACUGAAUGCUACAUCUCAGGAUGGGGAGUUACUGAAACAGGUGAAGGAUCUCGUCAGCUGUUAGAUGCCAGAGUAAAGCUGAUCUCCAAGACGCAGUGCAAUGCACGGUGCGCAUAUGAUAACAGACUGGAUGAAAGCAUGCUUUGUGCAGGAAAUCUGCAGGCACCAGGAGUUGAUACUUGUCAGGGAGAUUCUGGAGGUCCUCUAACCUGUGCACAAAAUGGUUCCUAUUAUGUCUAUGGAAUUGUGAGCUGGGGCGAACAGUGUGGCAUAAAAGAUAAACCAGGAGUUUAUACACAAGUGACAAGAUUCCUCAAUUGGAUUAAAUCAAAAAUUCAGCGGGAGUCCGGUUCACGCGAGUAAGCGACACUUUCUGGAAAGGCAAAUGGUAAACCUGAGAAAUUUAAUUUUCUUUAUCCCUCCUCCAACAUUAUUGAUGGCACUGUGACCAUGACAACAUAUCCAAGAUGGUGGUGGCUAUAGAGAAAAUAGCAAUAGCUGCUGCUUCAGACCUCAUGCAUCAACACAAAUUUCAAUCUCCGGUGAACAGUACCAAUGUACGUAUGUAAUAUUUAGCUGAAAACUGAAACUCCCACAGAUUCUUUUAAUGUCUUUUAGUGACUUAAAAGGGCCUGAUCCAAAGUCCGCUGAAGUCUUUUGGUGGAUCAAAUAUAAGGAACGAGAGCUGCUCUGCUUUGCCCAAAAUCAAUUGGACAGUCAUUUUCUUACUUUCUUCUGAGAUUUUUGUCUUGUAAAACACUUAUGCAUGUGAACAGCUUUGCACCGCUAAGUAUUCCCAUUGACGUCACUGGUACUAUGCACAUGCAUAAAGUCACUCACAUACAUGUGUUUGCAGGCUCAGGGCCCAAUUUAUGUAUCUCCGGCUGUCAGCAAUUGGAUGUAAAAUAUUUCUAUAAUGUAAAUCUAAAUUAUUUCAAAAUAAUUUCGAAAAUGUUAAUGAUUUUUUCUGUUUUUUUCCACUUUUCUUCUUUGUAUCUGAUGAUAGCUGAAUUAUUUACUAAACCUAGAUUAUAAUCUCUUAAUUGUUAGACAUAGAACUGGAAUUUCUUUUUACAGAUAGAAUUGCGUAUUUUUGUUCAGUUAUUCUGCAGUCUUUAAGGAAAAUUUGCAAAAUAUGGGAUUGACGUUAAUUCUGAGAUGGAAGGAUGCCCACUGGUUUAUGUGAAGGGUUGGUCUGCAAAGUGUAACAAUGUCUCUCUCACUUGGGUAUUUUUGGCUUUUUAUGGUUGAUUAUAAACCAGUGGUUCUCAAACUUUUGUAUUGGUGACCCCUUUCACAUAGCAAGCCUCUGUGUGUGACCCCCGCCCCUUAUAAAUUUAAAACACUUUAACACCAUUGUAAAUGCUGGAGGCUGACAGCUAGUGACCCCCCCCCCCAUGUAAUAACUUCGUGACCCCCUGAUGAGGGGUCCCAACCCCCAGUUUGAGAACCCCUGUUUUAAACCUCAUGCCAUUGGGAUGGUCUAUAAACAGCCCCAUAAUCCAUCACAAGCUAUUCCCAUUGCAAUAAUUUUGAACCAUCCUCUUCAGCAGAAGCCUCAGGUACUAAUUGUGAUCUCUGUCAAUCAGGGAUCACUCCUCUGAAGUCCCUUAAAGAAUAUGACCGAAUUAAUCAAUGCUAAUUUAGCUUCCAUCAGCCCUUGCCUUGUGCAUAUUCACCCGCCAAGAGAUUUUUAAAGCCUUAUCUUGUGUCCUUUAAUGUCAAGGUGCCAAUAAAUCAGGAACCAAUUCUAAAAUAUCUAAAGGCAUCAUUUAUGGAAACAACUGCAUUUGAUUUAUUCAAUACAAAUGAUUUUACAUUCUACAAAUCAGGGCUUAUUAAUCUUUAGUACAAAGCUGAGCCGGCCAGUCAUCUAGUACUAAUUUCAUUGACAGCCAUAAAUAAAUACCAUACUUUGUAUUACAUACACUUAUAAAUCACUUGUCUAUAAGUAUCCACACAAAAAUAUAAAGAUCAAUAUUAAAUUGCA